UCUCACACACACAUUCAUUCAUUCAUCCAUCCAUCCAAUGGUGACGAUGUCUCACUCUCCAAUGCAUUAUCCACCACUCCUAACCACCACCAUCACAACCCUCUUACUAUUCACCACCACUCUCACACCCACAACCGCCAACCAACCACCACCAACCCCAACCCCAUGGCCCCAUCAAUUCCACUCAAUCCUAAUGAUGAACUACAGCGGCACACUCGAAAUAAUAGACCUAUGGUACGACUGGACCAACGGCCGCAACUUCAACAUUAUCCAACACCAGCUUGGAAACGUGUUGUACGAUCUCGAAUGGAACAAUGGCACUUCGUUUUUUUAUACUCUGGAUUCCGACCGCCAGUGCCGGUCUGCGCAGCUGGAGGUCGGAAUCCUCCGACCUAAUUGGCUCGACGGAGCCAAUUAUGUCGGACAACGUACGGUUGAUGGGUUCCUUUGUUAUGUUUGGGAGAAAGCGGAUUUUAUUACUUAUUAUGAAGAUGUUGCUUCUAGACGCCCUGUUCAUUGGGUGUUUUAUACUGGACGGGAAGCACACGUGAUGACAUUUGAAGUAGGUGCAGCUCUUGAGGAUGAAAAGUGGCAGGUGCCUUGGUAUUGUUUCGAGGAGACUACUCCGGUUGCAACAAUGGCGGACGUUAAUGGCAGCAUCACACAUCAAGGUCUGGUAGAUUUUGCCACUCGCAGAAUCGCAAGUAUCUAGAAGUAGUUUAGUUUUUGUUCCGGUUAAUAAGGAUCUAUGUGUACUUGCAGAGAGAUCUCCAAGAAGUUGUGAAUUUGUGCUAAGAGGCUUGUGUUGAUGCAAUAAUAGCUUAAUUAGUUGUUUGUUUUA
Messenger RNA from Helianthus annuus (common sunflower), 841 nucleotides. RefSeq lists its product as uncharacterized. Lineage: Eukaryota; Viridiplantae; Streptophyta; Magnoliopsida; Asterales; Asteraceae. The coding region runs from base 38 to 712 and encodes 224 amino acids. The transcript has 2 exons. The record is from RefSeq and is a predicted model, not a curated record.